Lichtheimia ornata is the source of this 531-nucleotide messenger RNA. RefSeq lists its product as uncharacterized. Gene Ontology annotation, cellular component: nucleus. The record is from RefSeq and is a predicted model, not a curated record. Lineage: Eukaryota; Fungi; Mucoromycota; Mucoromycetes; Mucorales; Lichtheimiaceae. Gene Ontology annotation, biological process: DNA replication-dependent chromatin assembly. Gene Ontology annotation, molecular function: histone binding. The coding region runs from base 1 to 531 and encodes 176 amino acids. The transcript is spliced from 6 exons.
AUGUCGCUCGUCAACAUUGCCAACAUUAACGUGCUCAACAAUCCUGCUCCCUUCAAUAGUCCUUUGGAGUUUGAAAUCACAUUCGAAUGCAACGCUGAACUUAAAGAUGAUCUAGAGUGGCGUAUGAUUUAUGUCGGGUCAGCUGAAAGUCAAGAAUACGACCAAGUACUGGAUUCUAUCAUGGUGGGCCCCAUUCCUGUGGGUGUGAACAAGUUCGUUUUUUCGGCCGGACCUCCUCAGAUAGAUUUGUUGCCCCAAAAUGACUUGCUCGAAGUCACCGUUGUGUUGCUUAGCUGCCUGUAUCACGGUAAAGAAUUUGUACGCGUGGGAUACUAUGUCAACAACGAGUAUACGGAUGAGAGUCUCGCACAGGAGCCACCACAGCAGGUUGUCAUUGAGAAAUUACAACGGAAUAUCCUGGCAGACAAACCCAAGGUUACCCGAUACACGAUAGAUUGGACAAACCCUUCGAAUGAUCCAUUGAUGGAAGCUGCCGCCAAGCAGACUGACCAGGAUAUGAUGGUGCAAUAA